CCAUUGCAGCCGACCGGAUACCUACCACGACCGGAUCACACAGGCAGGGAGUGGGAGGUGUUGUUGAUGCAGAGGGGGUACACAGCUCUGUGGAGACACACCUCAGGCAUCAGCUCAAUUUGCCAUGCUGAUUACAUGGUGGUAUUUAUACCUCACAGCUCGGAACAUCGUCAGACAAUUGAAAAUGUCCUCAAUCCUGCAGAAGCUCAUCACUCCACUUUUCUGCGGUCCCCCUGAACCCCCCAGGAAUAAAGUGACCGUGGUGGGGGUGGGCCAGGUGGGCAUGGCCUGUGCGAUCAGCAUCCUGCUCAGGGAACUGGCUGAUGAGUUGGCUCUGGUGGAUGUGAUGGAGGACAAGCUCAAAGGAGAGAUGAUGGACCUGCAGCAUGGCAGCCUUUUCCUCAAAACACCCAAAAUAAUUGCAGACAAAGACUACUCGGUGACGGCGAACUCUCGCAUCGUGGUGGUGACAGCUGGUGUCCGUCAACAGGAAGGAGAGAGCAGGCUGAACCUGGUCCAGAGGAAUGUCAACAUCUUCAAGCAUAUCGUCCCUCAGAUUGUCAGAUACAGCCCCGACUGCAUCAUCAUUGUUGUUUCCAACCCCGUUGACGUGCUGACAUAUGUGACCUGGAAACUGAGUGGCCUACCUAAGCAUCGUGUCAUUGGCAGUGGCACUAACCUGGACUCGGCCCGAUUCCGUUUCCUGAUGGCUGAUAAACUGGGAAUCCACCCGAGCAGCUUCAACGGCUGGAUCCUCGGUGAACACGGAGACACCAGUGUGCCUGUGUGGAGUGGAACCAACGUGGCUGGAGUCAAUCUACAGUUGUUAAACCCUGAUAUCGGCACUGACUCAGAUGAGGAGAACUGGAAAGAGACUCACAAGAUGGUGGUGAACAGUGCCUACGAGGUGAUCAAACUGAAGGGUUACACCAACUGGGCCAUCGGUCUGAGCGUGGCCGACCUCACAGAGACCCUCAUGAGGAACCUGAACAGGAUUCAUCCCGUCUCCACCAUGGUGCAGGGCAUGUAUGGGAUUGGCGACGAGGUCUACCUGAGCCUGCCCUGCGUCCUCAACAGUGGCGGUGUCUCCAGUGUGGUCAACAUGAGUCUGGCAGAUGAGGAGGUGGCUCAGCUCCAGGCCAGCGCCAACACACUGUGGGACAUCCAAAAGGACCUGCAAGACCUGUGAGCAGACAGCAGGGGGCGACGUGGACCCGGCUUCUUCUUCAUCACCUCCACUGUUCUCUGUGAAUAUCAGUUCUUGCCUCACUGCCCUCUGUAGUCACAGCUGUACCAGGGCUUAAACCCACCAGAUUUAGCUGUAGGAGCUUGUACUUGAACGCUUGCUGAAGAAGAAAGCUAACUGAGACCAAAGCCACAGCUCUCAUCUGUGUUUGACUUAUGAUGCUUUGAUGUGAAAUAAAGUUGGUGGUGCUUGAACAGGAAA
This is a messenger RNA of Sphaeramia orbicularis (orbiculate cardinalfish), 1447 nucleotides long. Its product is annotated as L-lactate dehydrogenase C chain. Gene Ontology annotation, cellular component: cytoplasm. The record is from RefSeq and is a predicted model, not a curated record. Bases 125 to 1189 code for a protein of 354 amino acids. Gene Ontology annotation, molecular function: L-lactate dehydrogenase (NAD+) activity. The transcript has 8 exons. Gene Ontology annotation, biological process: pyruvate metabolic process; lactate metabolic process. Lineage: Eukaryota; Metazoa; Chordata; Actinopteri; Kurtiformes; Apogonidae.